CAUUGUUCAUCCAGAUUGCCCUUCCUUUCUUCAUUCUUCUCUCAGACUUCUUCACUUCCCACUGCUCCCUCAGCCCAGCACAAAAUUAAGGACUCCCUCUUGUGACCCCUGCUUUGCCUACUGGACUGGGUACUGAAAUCCAGUUUAUAGAAUCCGAGUCUUUCAUCUUUACCCUCCCAAUGCUUCCAGGAUUAGCGUUUAGGUUAACCAAUAUGCAAAUCCUCUGUAGCUGUAAAAUGCCGUUUAAAUAGGAAUUACACUUACCUAGUAGUUGAAAGAACCCAGGACACCUCCUUUUCUAGCUGGAGAGAAGAAUUUGAUUCUUCAGAAUGUUUACCUGCCUCUGCUUGAAUGUUGCUGAUACAUUAGACCCUUUUUGCUUUAUAUAGAACUCUGCUUUUGAUGAGCAAUUUUAGUGUCUAUUGUUUUACUUGAUCUUCAUAACAGUUGUGCAAGGUAGGUAAUAUUAUGACCCGCCCCCUCUCCCCCCAUAAGACAAUAAGGCUUAGGGAGUGUAAGUAGAUGAUGAUCUCUCUUGGUCUCAGAAGCUGGUAAGCCCUAGUGCCGGGACUCCCACUCCCCAUUUCCUGACUCUCCCUGUCAUCCCAGCUCACUGGCCGGUAGGACAGCUCCUUCUCAGAGAAUGGCCCUUAAUGGGCUCCCUUCAUUUUGUCCUUCAGGUCCAAAAGCCGGGAAUUGGAGUGAUAUCUGUGAGCAAAGGUGCGGAGAUCGGGCUGGCCAUGGCCUGCUACCUCAAGCAGGUGGCAGCCACUGUCUGCAUCAAUGGGACCAACGCCAUCCAUGAAUUUCCGCUCAGGUACAAGGAUCUGGUCAUGGCCCCCAUCCCCUCGCACCCAGAGCGCAUGCAGGUCAACGUCGAGGGCGCUGUGCGCAUCCGCCACUUCAAGGGCGACCCCCGAGAUGAACGGAAUCAACACAGUGUGCUUCCUGUUGAAAAGGCCCGGGGCCCAAUCCUCUUCGUUGUAGGCGAGGCUGACGAAUGCUUCAACAGCAAAGAAUACGCUGAGCAGGCGCUGGACCAGCUGCGGAGGCACGGGAAAAGCAGCGGAAGGAUGCUGGCCUACCCUGGGGCGGGCCACCUGCUAGAGCCACACUACGGGCCCUUGUGCUAUAUGUCCUGGAGCCGCGGCCUCUUCCUCCCCAUGCUCUGGGGCGGGGAGCCUGAGGGCCACGCUGCGGCCCAGGAGCACUCCUGGCAAGAGAUCCUGAAAUUCUUCAGGCAACACCUUGUUUUGGGCAGAAGCACACUCUAAGGGGGAUGAUGGGGUGGGGAGACCAGGAAAAAAAAAAAAAAAGGAAGAAGAAUCAGGGAGGGCUAUGGGUGAGGGAAGGGGCUCUCUUGAUUUCUCUAGAUUCACAGUCAUCUUGAGUCAACUGGAAGGAAAUUGGACAAAAUCAAAGAAUCAGAUGCAUCUGAAAUAUUUCUGAUAAAAUUGUAUGUGCUUUGUAAAUUUUUGUAAAUUGAAUCUAGUUGAUAUGCACCAGGGUACGUUGCUCCUUCAAAAUUUUGAUGCCCUUGAACAUUGAAUAACCUUUUGUAUCCCGACUGGGGAGACCUUGGAUCCGGGUAUUGCCAAUCUAGAUGAAUUUCCUGGAACUCUGAAGUCCCUUGUGAAGUCAUAUUCUGUUUAAACUAUUUUGAGUUGAAUUUGACAUUUGAUUUGAAAAGUUCUGAUACCACCAUCAGGUUUAGUGCUUGCUAUGGAUUUCCAGUAGAUAUCUUAACUCUUUUUUUGGGGAGGGGGAUAGGAUGUUUCUUUUUCUUCCUAAAAUGUAUUUUGUUAAAAAAUUUUAAACAGGAGUGGGAUUAAAUGCUUAUGUGCUUCUGGAGCAUUUAGUGACUAAAUGAGUUAUAUUUAAAGUGAUUACAGGAGUGCCUGGCACAUAGUGAUUUCAGUAUCAGAGUUAGCUAUUAUCAUUUCCAUAAUCCUUUUCUCCUUCUAUCUGUUAAUAUGGUGAAUUGUAUUCAUUGAUACACUAAUUUUUCUUAUUCAUCUAAUUCUACUAGAUCAGUUUCUCAUCUUGACUAGUUUGGGUUUUAAAAUUAAAAAAUUUUUUGGCACUAACCUAGUCAUUUAUAUUUUCAAAGAAUUUCAUCUCUAUUUUCUGGAACACAUUUCUCUCUCUCUCUCUCUCUUUUUAACAUAUCAACUGUCGUUUUAUUUGCAUGCUUUCACCUUUUACUUUGAAUCCAACUUGCUAAAUAUUUGUCUAUUUUAUUGAUCUUUUCAUAGAACAGCUGUUGGGUUGUUUAUGGGUCAAAUCUAAUUUUCCCUGAUUCAUCAAUUUCUGCUUCUUUGAAAUAAGUUUAUUCUUUCUGUCAUAUUUGUGUUUUUCUGGCUUUUUGAUAUACAGUGUUCUCAUUUUGUUAAUGUCUAAGUAGUUUGUGAUUUACUCCCUGCCCCUCCCUUAAACCCAAGAGUACUUUUACCAAGUAUCAUCCUGUAGUUAACUUGUUCUUUAAAAGGGAAUCUCACUUUGUAUUGGAGGGGUCAGAUUGUCACCCUCAGAACCCACUGAUCAAACUUAGUGUCUCUAAAAAUGGUCAACUUGAAAUAACAUGUUUCAUGAUGAGAUGUAAUGUGGAGUGCCCAGCACUUCUUAGAACUCUUCUAACAACACUAUUAAGCUUGAAGUUUUAAUGUCAAGCUUUAAAUCCAGUCCUUAGAUCAAACUUCUUACUAAUGUGGUAGCUAGUGAAAAAGAUAAAUGGUACUACAAGGAGACAGCCAUAGAUUGUCUAUCAUUCUAUGAUCUUGUCUCUUCACAAGUUAAUUACCAACUGACCUGGUCUCUUUUCAUAAGUUAAUUGCAUGGAAAUUUUUGGAAUUUUUCACUUUGUAGGAUUUUGUUUUUCUUUUUGCAUUGGAGUGAGCUGGGGAAUUAUUCACAAUUAAAAGGGACUUGAGAGGCAUAUCAACCAAAUGCUGUGUGUGGGACGGGUUUGAACAAAAUAACUGUAAAAAUAUUUUUGAGGGGUAACUAGAGAAAUAUGAAUAUGACUGGAUAGUAAACAAUACUAUGAAAUUGUUAUCUUGUUAGGUGUAAGAAUGGUAUUGGGGUUAUGUAAAAAAGUAACUUUUUAGAGAUGGAUAAGAAAAAUUUAGAGGUGAAGAGUCACAGUAUCUGGGAAUCAUUUUAAAAUACCUCAGGCAUAUGGAAAAUGUGAGAAAUUAUUAUAUCUAGAUGAUGCAUAUACUGAGGUUUGUUUUCUUUACUUUUUGUAUGCUUGCAAAUUUUUAAUAAUGAAAGUUAAAAAAUAAGA
Molecule: messenger RNA, 3286 nt
Organism: Odocoileus virginianus texanus
Lineage: Eukaryota; Metazoa; Chordata; Mammalia; Artiodactyla; Cervidae
Source: RefSeq, a predicted model, not a curated record